GACGCAGCUCCCGCCAUGGCCGGCAGCGCAGCAGCAGGUCCGGAGCGCGCGCCCGCCAGCGCCACGGGCCCGCGGCGGUCGUCAGCGGAUGUCAUGGACCUGGAUGAAGUUCUGCCACAAGUGGGCGAGUUUGGACUUUAUCAGAAACUUCUCCUAUGGUUGGUGUGCCUGCCAGCAUGUAUUCCCUGUGGGUUUUCUGCUUUCAACCAGCUGUUCAUGGCACAUGUUCCUGAUCACUGGUGUCGCCCACCUGUUGCACUUCAAGAACUUUCAUCACAUACUGCCCGUGCACUAAGCUCACCACUUGAGGGUAACUCAAAUAACACAUUUGAAAAAUGUAUUCGCUAUGCUGUUAAUUGGACAGAGCUGCUUACGCAGUAUUCUCCAGAUGAAAUCAAGCCAAAUUUGAGCUGGCCGGUGGAAGAGUGUAAAGAUGGCUGGGAGUAUAAUACAACAGAGAUCUCCUCCUCUGUUGUUAUUGAUUUUAAUCUGGUGUGUCAUCAUGCAAUAUAUCCCACAAUUGCUUUAUCUGCAUUGAAUAUGGGUGCACCAAUAGGUGUGUACAUGUUUGGCAUGAUUAACGACAGAGUGGGCAGACGGAUAUCCUUCUUCUGUUGUUUGACAACAAUGCUGAUUGGAGGCUUCAUGACAGCAGCAGCUAAAGACUUCUGGACAUGGAUGACAAGCAGAAUCAUAGUGGGACUAGCAGUGCCAGCCAUUUACCAGAUACCAUUCAUAAUAUCGCUCGAGCUGGUUGGACCAAAUUACCGAUCAUUUGUAACUGUGAUGACAUGUAUGUUCUACACACUUGGACUUGUAAUGCUUGCUGGAGUGACAUAUUUAGUGAGGGAUUGGGUCCAUUUGGCUCUUGCUACAACUGUGCCAUUCCUCUUAUAUUAUGUGUACUGGUUUUUUCUUCCAGAAAGCCCUAGAUGGCUUCUUGCAAAAGGACAAUUUGAGGAAGGAUCAAAAAUUCUUCAUACACUGGCAAGAAUCAAUAAAAAAGAACUACCCUCUACAUUUACAGAGAAACUAAAGCAACGCAUGACUUUAAAACGUUCAAUUAGUGAAGAGAAACGUUUACAUGAGACUCCAGGUGUUAUGGCUCUGUGCAGGACACCAAACAUGCGACUUAAGACUACAUUAAUUACACUGAAUUGGUUUUCAAAUGAGCUAGUGUAUGUGGGACUGAGUUAUUAUGGUCCAUCUCUUGGAAGUAAUGAAUACACAAGCUUCCUCUUGUCAUCACUGGUUGAGAUACCCAGCUAUUUGGCGUGCUGGGUUGUUAUGGAUCACUGGGGCCGCAGGUGGCCAUUGUGCAUCAGCAUGAUUGUUAGUGGAGUGAGUUGCAUUGUUACAGUGCUCCUGCCCACAGAUGCUGUAAAUACUACUUUGGCACUCUACUUAAUUUCAAAAUUUGCCAUUUCUGCCUCAUUUUUAAUAAUAUAUCCAUUUGCUGGUGAGCUUUAUCCAACACAGCUAAGAGGCAUAGGGAUUGGUACAUCAGCAUACAUUGGUGGACUUGGGCUAAUCAUUAUCCCUUUCAUCACUUAUCUGGGUUCAGAAAACUUAGUGCUACCACUCGUAAUUAUGGGAGCUAUAUCAGUAAUUGGAGGACUGUCUGGACUGAGACUUCCAGAGACAUUACAUCACCGACUGCCACAGACUGUUGAAGAAGGUGAAGAAUUUGGGAAAGACUGGUCUUUCAAGGAUUGUAUUCGUUGUAUACCUGAGAGGCCAUCAUCUAUAGCAACAUCAUAUGAAGAUCUCGAACCACAUGAAACUGUGGAACUACCCGUUAUGCCACAAGAAUUAGUCCAACCUCCAAGUGAAGCAACACCACUGGAGCGAAGAGAAACUAGACGCUUCUCUAAUAGGACUCCAAGACUAGUUCGUCAGUCAAGUGUUAUGGAAACUCCAGUGGAUUCAUCAGGUGUUAUGCAAAUGACUUACUGGUUCUAGAAUGUUAUGACACGUGAACCCACCCUUAUUUGUGUUCAGAUUGACAAUUCCGUUUUGCAUAACAUUGUAAAACUGUUGGGAAAUUUGUUGUAUAGGUUGACAUUUCUUCUCUGAAAAAGAAACUGCUGUCCUGGAUUUUUAUAUAUGAAAAUAAUUUUUUAUAUUUCUUUGACAUGUAUUUCUCCCACAAACAUUGCUGUUUGGUAAAUAAUGCUGACACAAAAUAACUCAGCAAAUAUUCAAAAUGUUUCCGUCUUUUUAUGUAUUCUGAAAACAAAAAUGAUUAUAUAUUGCUGCUACAUUAGUUCAUUUGCGUGAGAAUUGUUGCUGUGUGAAAAACAAUUCAUAAAUUCAGGUUUUUAUUUAGAAUUGUGAAUACUGUACUAAUAAUACAAAGAACAUGGAAAUAUUAUAUAAAGGCAGACAUAAUGCCAAUGGAGGGGUGUAGCAACUGUUGGAAAAUUGCAGCAACUUUUGGAAAAUUAUAGCUAGUUAUUUACAUCAAUCACAGUUGCUGUUUAAUGAAGGUCAUUACUGAUGGCUGAAGUAUGUUAUCAACUACAAUAUGGAAAAACAUGGCUGACUGUAAAUGACAAGCUUUCUAGCAGCAUCACAAAAUUCCAUCUUGUUAUGAAGAAAAUCACAAUCCAUUUACUAGGUUAGUAGGUGGGAAGAGACUUGCUGGUUUUCAUAGAUAGCAUGAUUUUCCAAUAGAAUAAGGAGCAGUCUUUUUUAUUAUUAUAUUUUAGAUGCAAUUGGCAAUCAUUUUGUAUACAAAAAAAUUACAGUAAGCAGUGUAUAUUUUGAAAGAAUACUUGUUCAAAUGAAAUAGGUAAAUGUUUGAAUGUAUACAUGUGGAAGUAUACAAUUUGUGUUACAGGCUACAGUAAGAAUGUUCUCGGCUAUAAACAAGUGAAUGAAAUAGUGAUGGAUAACUUCAGUCAAACAUAGUAUAUGUUUUUGCUUCUUGCAGCUUUAUACAUUGACAUCAGAUGUGAAAAAAAUUAGUGUAUAUUCCAUAAGCAUACUUCUUCUCCUUCGCAAUUAUCAGGACAGACAUGUGUAACUUUAAAAAAAUGUAACAUAUGUAUUGAAAUAAUACAGAAAGAACAGCGAUGCCAGCAACAUGAAGAUUUCUAGAGGUAAAAUACUGCUUAAAACAUGGAAAAAGCAAUGAAGUUUAAAGGUAUCAUUCUGGUAAUAACAUUGCACUUCCUUUCAUAUUUGUGGCAAAUAUAUUUGUGUGUGUCAUACUGUGAGCAGCUGUUGGAACACAAUCCACAUUAUUAUAUAAUUAAUUAUCUAUGUUGAUUGAAAAGAAUUAAUUUAUGAUUUUAUGUGCACAUUUUUAAAGAUGUAGUCUUCUACGCUCAGAAGGAUAUAUCUAUGUUAGUGUUGAUACUGACAUUGUUAAUGUUUAUGCACCAACAUGGGCUGCCUUUUUUGAUUUUCAGACAAGUAACACACAAUAGGCAUUACACAUUUUUGUUUUAUGUGUAUUUUUAUUAUUAGAUUACAAAUAAUGAUAUUUUAAACCUGGCAACUAUAUAGCAUAAUGGUCAAAAUUUUUCAUUAACAGUGAUUAGUAAUAGAACAAAAUAACACUUCCUUCACAUCUCAUUACUCAAUUUAAAUGCUGAAUUUAUCAAAUUUUACAUCUUAUAUAUCAUCCAGUGUGCUCACUUCAUGAACUCUGAACCACAGAUGAUACAACUUGCUGGCCUGUUAUAUGUGUGCACCCAAAGAUACACACACCACAAAGUCAUUGCAUUGAUACCAUUAGAUUUUAAAUAUGGAUUUGUAGUACUCGCUUUCUGCUUCAAGGAAUGCUUAAAAUUGUUUCCUCCCUGCUGUAAGAUAUGUGUCACAGCCAUUGUUCAGUGUAAUGACCCUUUCUUCAACUUAUUAUAAGCAAUUAAAUUAAUUCUGUGUCUUAGUACAGCCUUCAGUAGAAUGAGGAUUAGUUUGGUAUAGUUUUGUAAACCUUACCAUUUAGAUUUACCCAAAUGCAUAAGUCACAAUAACUAAGAUCAAAGGACUUGAGGGCCAUAAAUAUGAUAUGCCUAUCUAAUCAUAAAAACAAAUCUAUUAGCGAUCAGGAAAGGUACAGUAGCAUAAACUGCAAUAUUGUCAUCAUGAAAAUAUUUUUUCUCAUCUGUUUGUUAAAUAAUGGAAUGAAUAUUGUUGUCACAUGAAAGUCAGAAGUUACAUGUCUAUUAAUAAAGAUAUGGCCAGCUAUUUGGCAUGUUCGUACUGCAGUCAACCAUUUCAUUUUAAAACUUUGCUGAAUAUCCAGGAACUCAUCACUACAGUACCACACAUCUUUUGGGGAUAACAUCGUCUGGAAUUUUGAAAUCACAUCUCAUCAGUCAUAAAUGUUGUUCGUAUAGUCACAUAACCAUUAUACAUAUUUUCAGGUAACCAAUUACAAAAAACAGUUCACCUUGUAAAAUGUGCCUCCUUAAUUUACACCACAAAAACUAUUUUAUUGUGUGUCUAAAACAUGUGAAUUACACUGCUUCCGUGGCUAAUCCUACAGAUGUGGUGGUUUAUUGUGACAGAUGAUGGAGAGAUUUUUUCAGACUAACAUCUGAUCAUAAGCUAAUAUCCCUUCUUCACUCAAAACAUGCCUUUUUCAUUCUCUCCACUCAUCACAAAGUGAGGCCAUUAGGGUACACUAUUUCUUUAAUUUUCAAAUACAAACCUCUGUAGGAACUAUUGGAUCAGGAAAAUGAAAGAAGAAGUCCUCAAACACUUUUUGUUUCACAUAAUGCUCCUCCACCAAAUGAAUUUGCUCUUUCACAGACUUCAUUUUCCAACAGCAGCUUACUGCACUAAAAAUAAGAAAACAGCAAGCUUAAAAGUCUACAACCAACAGAGUUCCGCAUCAUAAUAUGUGACCAUCAGGAGAAACACUUGGCAGAAGGGCUCGUUCUGUCUGAAGAACACUCUCACAUGAUUUGUCACUUCCUAAUACCUUUCAAAAUACCAGGUAUUAGGCACAGUAGAUGCCAGGCAGUGACUGUUUCAUUUCCUUGCGAUCAGAUGCUAUGUUGCCCAUCUAUUGCUGUGGUACGACAUGACUACAUUUAAAAUGUAAGCAAAUAAAUUUUGUUCUCACCCAUGUCAUGCAAGGAGAUGCUGGGAUUGCCUACCAUUAUUUUCCAUGAAUUUCUGACAUCUACUCAGGAAUGAUUAAUCACAUGAUGUAAUUCUCUCUAAUAUAUUGAAUUAAUUGAUUCACAGAUAUUAUCCUUGCAUUCCUGCAUUGUGUGAAGAUUUGUUGUGUACACAUUGUCCUUCAGUGCACACAUAGAGUUAAAUCAAGACUUCUAUGAAGCCAGAUAUUGUUACAUUAAAAAAUGGUCGCAAAAUCUUUUGCAAUUAUCUUUCACUUGUAACUGUGUCAUUAAAAGAAAUUGAACCUAAUAUUCUGUCACCACUAACUGUGUACCAUACCCCUAUUUUCUGAUCAUGAAGGGGUUCCUCAUGAAGCAGAACAGGACUAUCUGCACUCCAAUGUUGACAGUUUUGGGAAUUAACACACCCAAGUAAAUGGAACCAAGUGUUGUCUAAAAACAGAAUGAGGUAAGGAUCCAUUUCAUCACUGUGCACUUGUUUUAAAACCUAUUUGCAAAACCUAACCCUGUGUGUCCAGGUCACCAUGUCUAAGUUCUUGUACUACUGAUACUUUGUAAGAGACUUUAUAGGGGAAUUUUCCAGGCAGUAUGCAGUGCCAUUGAAACAUGCUUCUGUGAGCACUGUACGUUGUCAUUUAUGCUUCUUGUCUUGAACACUUCCCGUUUCAUGAAAUUUAUUUUUCAUGAAAUUUAUUCUCUAAUUUGUGAAUUGCAUCACGACUCAGAACUCGAACACCUAGAAACUUCUGUUCAAAGAGUACGAGCGGCAUUGUAUGCACAUAUGAAUCCUAACUAAACACUCGUUGUGGAAUUCAGUAAUUCACUUUUGCCAUUGUUGCAUUCUGAAUAGUAGCAAGAAUAGGGGACGGGGAUAAAAUCUCAUAUAUAAUGGAAACUGAUUAAUAAUUGCUGCUUGAAUAAUUAAAAAAACUGGAAGGGAUAACUGAAAGAAAUUGGAAGGUACACAUAGCCUGAGUGAACUUUAACUGGCAAUAAUAUCAACAGUCCUGUAAAGUCUAUGCAUUUUUUGAUUAUUUUUCGUCAUUUAAAUGUACAUACAUCUUUCUUCUGUUACCACUAUUGUGUUUAGAGCUUGUAUGACAAUACUGAUUCUGGAUCACCCCUCCUCUGCUCACACAAAUUCUUCUUGUCUGCUUCGAUCCUCUUGAUACAGGAUUCUUGGCUUGGGCGAAAUGAUGAACAGAUAUGGUUAUUAAUAAACUUCAUCUCACUAAUAACUUUUACAACACUUCUUUAAUCUAUGGUUAGAAUAGACAUUUUUGAACAAUAUUAAUGCAGCGGAACUCUUCAUACAUUCACCCACUAACACUUAUAGAGACAAACAGGUGAAGAUACAGAAAUUAAUCAAUUCAAGAGCAUAUGUCUACUCUUUGAAAAUAUUAUAUUUGUCACAAAAUAUCUUAUGUGUAUAAGAAAAGAACAAGAGAAAUAAUAAUAAUAAUAAUAAUAAUAAUAAUAAUAAUAAUAAUAAUGAGAAGAAGAAGAAAACAAGAGAAAAAAUUGAAAAAUACAUCCAACUGUCAGAGGAAGUCAAGGACAUGUGGCAUCAGGAUAAAGUUGACAUUAUACCAAUUACACUAUCAACUACAGGAGUCAUACCACACAAUAUCCACCAGUACAUCAAUGCAAUACAGCUACAUCCAAACGUAUAUAUACAACUGCAGAAAUCUGUAAUAAUUGAUACAUGUUCAAUUACCCGAAAAUUCCUAAAUGUAAUGUAACAUAUACUGCACAGUUAAAAGGAAGUCACGACUUGAUCAAGGUCCGUGUCACUUUCCAUUUUUAACCAGACUUAACGUCUGAGAAAUAAAAGAAAUAAUAAUAAUAACAAUAUGAUUCAUUACAGUUCGCAGACUUCACUGUUACACUCAUGAUGCCUAUUUCACAGCUUGAAUGACACUGGCUGACAAGGAGCACAUUUCUUAUGUCCUUCAGGCUAAAACCCACAAAAAAGGGGGUCAUAGUGUGGUCCUGUGUGACACAUUUGACAGCAGGUGCUGCUUACAUAGCCGGCCUGCAAUACUGUGAGCAGGUGGUCAUCAGAUUAAUGGAACACCCUGUAUUGUGAAAUCAUUUCUCAAAUUCAUUAUCUUUUCUUUCUCUAAACCUUGGUUGCCUUCUACAUAUUCAAAACAAGAAUUCUAUGCCUAUAAUACUUAAAUCUCUAAGAAAAUUCUAGUAAUGCACAAUGGCCUUGCUUAGCCUAUCAGAAGAGACCUGUGACCAACUUACUAGACACACAGCAGUGCGACACAGAAACCCUAGUUGAUAAAUGUUCUUGUGAAAAAAAGUUGUAUCGGACUAUGCUUACAUUGUGGAAGCCACCACGAGGGUCUCCAGAAAAGUGAAGUUGCCACAUCAUCAUGGCACACCAGGGCUGCAGUAUCACUGACACAGUGGAAGGUGCAGUAUCACUGACAUAGUGGAAGGACCAAAGCAGUGAUGUCAUGAUUGCUCAACAACUAUACCUCACAUCCCAGCUCUGCUGAAGGGAAAGUGCUGCCAUUUCAGAUAUAGUGGCAGACUAAGCUCACAUAAAUACUGCUAAUUUUAGACAAACAUCAUCAAUCACUGCCUUCCACCAGCUAUGAGAGGAAGUUUACACCAAUCAGUGCCCCAAAACAGCUUAUCAAGCUGCUGCUGCUAGACAGUCUUGACGAGCUGAAAGGCUGCUAUCUACAGCUAAGCCAAGCCCUAAUGUUGCUGACUUGAUGCCUUCCAGCUGGUGGCCCACCUGCUGGCUAUCUUCCAUUCAUUGCAGGCCACCUACCUUUGGGGUCCACAGUUUGUACCUGGGCCUCUUAGCCACCCAGCCACCAUCACCUGUGCAGACAAACUUUGCUGCUGUCCACUGUCCUGUGCAGGCAAACUUUGCUGCUGUUCGUUACCCAUUCUGGGCAAACUCUGUUGCCUGUUCACAGCCCUGUGUCGACACACUCCAUGGCUGCCACCACUACCAUUUGCACUGGGUCCAUGGUUUGACUCUAUGCACCUUGACUCAUCCUGUACUGAGUUGCGCAUCUGCACAGACAAUGACACUGACUUCGCAAAGACUGUAUGAGUGACACAGUGGAAGGUGAUGCAGCAAUAUACUGUGAGAGUGCUGACCACAUAACCUCGCCAACUGCUGGCAGAGUUGACACUGCACAUGGGCUGUGAUGGAGGCUACUUGCUGAUCUAUGCAAGUUUCACAGACUGAAAGGAGCCUGCACCUUGGGGUUGCUGACCACUGCUUAGCACCGUCUCAACUGAAGUAUUCUGGCAUGAGAUAAAUGAAUAACUGACUUUGCCACUGUUGUGACUGGACGUUGGACAUCCUACUGGUACCUAUCCAUCACACUGCUAAAACCACACCCAGAAUGGAGAGCUGACAGCCUUCCUGACCGCUAACAGCCCAGGUCCACCACCCACUGUAGAGGUCAUUCACCUCUGACCUCUACAAUGUGAAAUUCUUUUAGGGCUCUGUCUUAUAUGUCUAAUAUACCUCACAUAAUUUGUUAACACUUUCUAUGUUCCUUCCAACCAUCUCAUUAGAGGACAUGCAGAUGGUUUCCUCAGCUCUCUUUUUUACAUUGAGUGGAGAAAACAUUGAUUGGUUUUUCUUUAACCUCUUCGCUUUAUCUUCAUGGUUCAUACUGGCACAAAAAAGUUAUUUCAUUCAUUUUAAAGGAACUGUAAGUCUUGUAAAGCAAUAAUACCAUUGUUUGUGACUCUUGUAAUGUACUUGAAACUAAUACUUGGGAUAGAGAAAAGCAUUGCCAUGGAUAUCAUGAUUUUAUCAUUUGUGGACAUAAAAAUUGUUCAAUAUAAAUUCAUCAGAGAUUUAUCUACUUUUGUGACUGAUGACCAUAAUACUGAAACCAUUCUUUGACAUCUGUUAUAUAUAUAUAAAGCAGAGUGUAUGUGUGUACAUCAGGGAUCUCCUCCCAAACACAUGGGUCAAUUUCAAUCAAAUUGGACAUAAAAACAGCAGGUCUCAUGAGUAUCAGCACUGUGUGGUUUAUAACCACCUAACUCCUAUAGGAGUGACAAUAUGGGCAAAAGCAUUUAUUUCUUUUUUUCCCAGCCCUAGCAUAUAGACUGUCGUGCACAACAGACAUAGUUUGGGAACAGUAUCAGCUGCCAAAUCAUUUCCUCUUUGCAGGACAGCAUACAUGUCAGGAGCCAUAAAUGGUCUUCUGGGCCUCUGUAUGUCUGCGUCAAAUAAAUGAUUUUAAAGCUCCUGUUGUAGCCUGCCCUGCAUGACAGGCGUGUUAUGAGAGUAGUAUUGACCUGCAUUAUUAAACAGAGUUGCAUGGGGCUACACAUACCAAUGAGGAUGCCUGGGAAAGUUUGAGAUGAAUAGAGGAGGGUAUGGAAAAAGCAAGAGGGAGGGGAGGAGGGAUGAUGCAUGAUGUAGGUGGAAAGUGUAGAAGGGUAGUGAGCAGGUCAAAAAGGAAGGAGGGAGGGGCAGGUGGAGGUGGAAGAAAAGAGGGGAACGAGGAUAUUGUCAGAGGAAGGCAGGAGGAAGAUAUGGUGAAAGGGGGAGGAGGAGACGUGUCCAGUAUAUGUGUCAAAUGCUUACACAGGUGAGUCUGCAGGGAAAAGGCUAGGUUUUUUUGUACAGAACAGACAUUUCAUGAAGUAAUAUACACUAUCAUAAGCAUAGUAUGUUCCAACUAACCAAAUGAGGCCAAACUUGAGUGACUGAUUGAAAAAAGAAGAAAAGCUACUAUGCUUAUCUGCUACCAGUAAAAGAAAGAUACUGAUUAAUCCACAAUAUGGACAAAGACUUUAAGUUCCUCAUAAUCACAAAAAGCAGGCUAGCAUGAAUGGGAGUGGGGAAUAACCCAAGGAAACUGGAAAGAAAUUUAUCAAGGAGAGGAGGGAAACACACUAAGAACAUGGAGAAGUUGCAAGGAAACACAAAGAGCUCUCACAAUGCAUAAUAUGAAGAAACAAUCCAUGGAUGUUAAGAAGUAUCAUAAAAAUGAAAUGUGAAGGAGUAGAGGAAAGUAAAUAAAGGCUCUCUUUCCAGCAAAUAACAUAAGAAAUGCUGAGAAUGAAAAUUAAAGUGUGGGUACAACUGGUGCAACAAAUGAAGCAGAUGAAGUGCUAUUCAUUUAAUAAAUAAAUAAAGAAUAUAUCCAAUUUUGAGGUAAGCAAAUUGCCAGAGAAAAAGCACUGAUAUUUCUUGUUUGAAAAAAAAGUCAGUUUAUGGACAAUGGAGAAAAUAGGGGUAAACAAAGAGGAUAAAAGUGACAAUUGAAGACAAUGAGAAGGAAACAGAUACAUCAUCUGAUCAAUUUUGCUCAAGCCUGAAAAAGUGACUAUACCUGUGCUGUUUAAAAUUAUGUAUUACUCAGUAUAAACAAAAUUGUGACUGGUUUGUAUCUCCUCUGUGUUCCUGGUUUCAUUAAAAUUAAUUUGCACAUAAGCUGCCUCUUCCUGUUAUCAGUUUCACCAUGCUUAAUUAUUGUUAAGAUGUGGUACUUAUGAAUUGAUCUGUUUGUAUGCUCUUGUAUCACUUUAAGUGGUACACUCUACAGACAAUUAUUUCUAAGAUAAAUUGAUGUAUAUGUCUAUAAUAAAUUGCUAAAAGUUAAUGGAAAUUUUAUAAAUUUCUUGUUGAGGACUCAAUUUAUGAACUUAAAACAACAAAAAAGGGACUAUUUACUUUUUGACAUCAGGUCAAUUAUAAAAUGUGAUUUCAUGUUGCUCACUAAAACAUAUCUUCAUUUUUAAUAAGUUAUGUUGUUCUAUUUCAAGAUGUAGUAGAGAGAAACCAUUUUAUCAGCAUUUUCUAUCAGUCAUUUCUCUAAAUCACAGUACAUGAAACUACAGUAAUAAAUUUUACUAAGUUUUAUAUUUGGUCAUUUCUGUAGAAAUGCAUUUAUGUAGUUUAUUGCUUAAGGAUAUAAUUAUGUAUGAGUUUGAUCAUCAAGAGAAAACCAGCACCUUGUAAAUUUAUUAAUAUUAAAAUAAAUGAAUUAUUUAUGAACCCCAUUGUCAAAUAGUGAACAAGCAAACCUAUUAAGAUUAGGCCUUUCCACAAGAAUCUUUUAGGAAAAAGUUGAAAGUACUCAUAAUGGCUUUCUUGUGAAAUGUAAAAUGUCCAAGUAGCCUGUGCUCUGAAAUUCUUUCCUUUGAUAUUUAUUUGCAGUUUUUAGUGUGAGUUGCAACAGCUACAAUAUCACCUGUAUUACAUUUUUUGUAAAGUGGAAUAAUUGCUUGAAACAUGUCCAUUUUCUCAACCCACCACUUAUAAUAUAUCAUUAUGUUACUGAGGUCAAUAAAAUCAACACCCAUGCAGAAUUAAUGACUAAUUGUGACUGUUUUUAAAAUCAGAUGUCUUUCAGGUAACAAUACUGCUAACAGAAAUAUGCUAGAAAUUUUCUGUGUUUUUCAGGUUGAUAUACUGCAUAACACACUUCAAAUAGGACACUUAAGAGGGGGGAGGAGGGGUCUACAAUGCUCCAAAAUAAUGUAUCAUAAGAUACUACUUGCUUGACAAUAAUUGAUAUAAUUUGUGUAAGAGCAGUAUCUCUCACUCAACAAAUCAUGGCUGCAUUAAGUUACCUUACAACUUUCCUUCUUCUUAAACCUGGUGUUGCCUAAGGCUAUCCAUUCCUUUUACAAAAGUCUCAACAAUUUUCAUCCUUCCUCAUUUCUACUUCUCCAUCCUUCCACUCUUAAUAUUUCUUCAUAUCCUUCUCUUUCCUGGUCAAAGUGUGCAUGUAAGUCUCCCAUUAUCAUGGUCUUUUGUCAGGAUAGUUGUCUCAGCAUUUCGUCUUCAAGGUUCUACCCAUUAGCAGAACAUACACCUCUGAUAUUCAUCAUCAUGUCACCUAUUCCCUUCAUCUGCUCUUUCAACCCUCCUCUCACAACUACUGCCUCUCCAUGUCUUCCCUCUUCCUCAAUGAGCCUGACAUCCUGUAUGAAAAAAUGACCAAAUCCCACUUGUCUGUGAACCACUGGAUGCUCUUCACUUACAUGAUUGUAAGGUAUUCUAAAUAAUUUUAUGUGCAGAGUCAGUAUUUUUAUGCUAUUUGAUUCAAUCUAUUGGUAAAUAGCAUUAGACAGCUUGACUAAAAUUAUAUUUCCAUUUAUAAUAAGAACGGCACAGUUUGAUGUUUUGACCUAGGGAAGCUUACUGUGCACCUUUUUUACUUCUUUUCUUUCAUCAUUUUUUUAUUCCUCCUUUUUGUCAACAAUAACUGGAGAGAGUAAUAUUUUGUUAUGUCUGUGAUAAUUAGAAAUUAAGUUUGUCAGUACUUACUUGUGAAGUUGCUUCCUGUUGUCUGCACAAUGUAAUUGAUAGAAAGUUUGAUGAAAGAAUCUUACUGAAUUUUGUGAUCACUGAAAACCAGCAAGUUGAGUAGAAUGUAUUUACUAAAUAAUUUGUUAAUAUUAUUAUGUUUUACACCAAUAAGGAAAUAAAAUAUUCCAAGCUGA
Molecule: messenger RNA, 12557 nt
Organism: Schistocerca gregaria
Lineage: Eukaryota; Metazoa; Arthropoda; Insecta; Orthoptera; Acrididae
Product: carcinine transporter
Exons: 12
Coding region: 16-1962 (648 amino acids)
Biological process (GO): transmembrane transport
Cellular component (GO): membrane
Molecular function (GO): transmembrane transporter activity
Source: RefSeq, a predicted model, not a curated record